ACAACAAUAUUACAAGUAGACACACAUAACACAACAAUGUACCUAUUUAAUUCCAUUUUCAAUUUGUGUAUGUCUAUUUAAAUUACUACCGCGUGUGUGUGUUUUGUAAUACAUUUGUGUGUGCAGUGAAAUGGGUGCGUUGGAUUGUGUGAGUGUCAGGAUAAAGCCCACGGAUAGCACUGAAGUGUUUACCGUGACAAGAUCGGAACUAUCUUUACAUCCACCGAGGAGAGAUACAGAAUCACAAAAAUUGACACAGAAAAAUUGUGGCAGACCGCACUGGCUAUGGUGGACUUUCGGUGUUGACGUGCCUUUAUUUUUACUGGUUGCAGUCCUAGUCGGCUUAUUCGAACUCGGUGUGAUACCGCAACACAAGAGCGGGUUCUUCUGCAAUGAUCCAGCGCUAUCUUUUCCAUUCCAAGGCGAUACAGUUUCUAUGCAAAUUCUCAUGUGUUCUGUUAUUCUUUUGCCGUUUGUACUUAUUUUUAUAACAGAAUUCAUAUUUGUCGACUCAACGUUUUCAACGCGUAUGAAAUUCGACUACGUUUCGACGGAAUCGCUCAAACUAUAUAGAAAUUACUUUUUUGGCUUGAAUUUUAACCUCAUCAUCAUUGAAGUCAUGAAAGGUAUCACUGGAAACCCUCGACCUACCUUCUUUGAUAUCUGCGAACCAGACACAGCCAAGACUUGUAAUGGGUCAGAAUACGUCAGCACAUUUGAAUGUACUUCGACGAGAUUCUCAAAGUGGUAUCAGAGCGACUCCUACCACAGCUUCCCUUCCGGACAUACUUCAUUAUCCUUGUAUUGUGGAUUCUUCAUGGCGUGGUACCUUCAACGUCGCGCGUUUAGCUGGCGGAACAGCACAGUACUGCUGGUGCCUCUGCUCCAACUGCUGUGCAUCACCUACGUGGCGAUCUGUUCCCUCACUCGGAUCACCGACCACCGACACCACUGGUGGGACGUCCUCACCGGAGCCGUGGUCGGGAUUGUCACUUUUGUGUUUGUGGUAUCAACAUUGUGCGAUAAUUUCAAAAGGAAAGCAACUUACUCGCAAAACGCAAGCAAUAGUAUGACAGAUAGUCAACAAACUGUACGAACAUUAGUGUUUGAUGGACCACAGACAACACCGGUGCCGUGAACAAUAUAAAACAUAGAAAAAGUUGGACUUGAAACUCUGUGGAGAUUUUAUAUUCGACGAUAAUACUAAAGUUUUAUUUUUAUUUUAAUUGAUUGAAUUUGUUACUAGAUACGCUUAUAAAAAGUACUUUUUCUUACUAAAAAUUGUUACCAUUUAAUAAAAAUAGAAUAUACUUAGUA
Molecule: messenger RNA, 1317 nt
Organism: Melitaea cinxia (Glanville fritillary)
Lineage: Eukaryota; Metazoa; Arthropoda; Insecta; Lepidoptera; Nymphalidae
Product: phospholipid phosphatase 2-like
Exons: 7
Coding region: 131-1138 (335 amino acids)
Biological process (GO): phospholipid dephosphorylation; signal transduction; phospholipid metabolic process
Molecular function (GO): phosphatidate phosphatase activity
Source: RefSeq, a predicted model, not a curated record